This is a messenger RNA of Eruca vesicaria subsp. sativa (arugula), 648 nucleotides long. Lineage: Eukaryota; Viridiplantae; Streptophyta; Magnoliopsida; Brassicales; Brassicaceae. The record is from the annotation of a GenBank genome assembly.
AUGGCGUUUACAGGGACACUAGACAAAUGCAAGGCGUGUGACAAGACUGUAUACCUUAUGGAUUUGAUGACUUUGGAAGGUAUGCCUUAUCACAAGUCAUGCUUCAGGUGCAGCCAUUGCAAUGGCACUCUCGUGAUUAGCAACUACUCAUCAAUGGAUGGAGUUCUGUAUUGCAAACACCAUUUUGAACAACUCUUCAAAGAAUCUGGAAACUUCAGCAAGAAUUUUCAGACAGGUUUAAAGAAUCCUCUGUUUUUCUGCUCUACGAGGGCUCCAAACAAGUUAUCAUCCUUCUUCAGUGGAACACAAGACAAAUGUGCAGCUUGCAAGAAAACCGUUUAUCCUCUAGAGAAGAUCACAAUGGAAGGAGAAUCUUACCACAAGACUUGCUUUAGAUGUGCACACGGUGGUUGUACAUUAACACACUCUUCAUAUGCUGCUCUCAAUGGCAUCCUUUACUGUAAGGUCCAUUUCAAUCAGCUUUUUCUAGAGAAAGGUAACUACAGUCAUGUCCUAGCCGCUGCUAACCACCGACGCACACCUGAGGAAGAUAAAACCGAACCAAACGAAAAUGAAUCAAACCCUACAGAAGAAGAAGAAGACACUUCUGGUGCAGCCCUUGAAGCAGGUGAAGAACAUGAUUCCUAA